Messenger RNA from Chaetura pelagica (chimney swift), 1455 nucleotides. It is a transcript of the gene EFCC1, whose product is annotated as EF-hand and coiled-coil domain containing 1. Bases 1 to 1455 code for a protein of 484 amino acids. Gene Ontology annotation, molecular function: calcium ion binding. The record is from RefSeq and is a predicted model, not a curated record. The transcript has 8 exons. Lineage: Eukaryota; Metazoa; Chordata; Aves; Apodiformes; Apodidae.
AUGGAGCCGGGUGAGGGCUGGGCCCCCUACGGGCGCCCUGCCCGCCGCACGCAGUGGCUGGUGAGCGCCUUGGCUUAUCACUACGGGCUGGACCGAGGCGUGGAGAACGAGAUCGUGGUGUUAGCCACCGGUUUGGAUCAGUACCUGCAGGAGAUCUUCCAUCACCUGGAUUGCUCCGGGGAAGGCAAAAUUCCCGAGGAGGAUUUCCGGACUUUGUGCCAAGUGUUAGAGCUGGAAGAGAAGGAGGAGCCCGAGGAGUGCGUAGGACUGAGGAAAAGCCACGCAAAGCAUAAGGAAGAGGGAACCUGUUUCCUAGGGAGCAAGAGACAGUUGGCACCGAACCACUCCCAGCCCAAGUGCCUGCAAAGUGUGAUGAAGGAAGUGGAGCUCCUCAGGAGCUCCAGGGAUGGGCAAAUUGAAGAGGCAAUCAGGUUCAAUCAAGAGCUGGAACGAGAGCUGAAGAGCUCUCAGGAAGCCCUGGUCAAUCUGGAAGACUGCAACCGUAACCUGAAGAGGGAACAAGCAGAAAUGAGGAAGAAGGUGGAAGAGGCAAGACACGCCGUCCUGAGCAGCCUUGGCAAGGUGAAGGAGCUGGAAGUGAAGGCCACCCAGGUGCCACAUCUGCACACCUACAUCCAGCAGCUGGAGUCGGAACUGCAGCGCUGGAGGUCGGAAACUUGGAGAUCCCAGCUGCCCUCGGAGAGCAGCCCGGGGCAGAAGGUGGGAGCAGCCCCAGCAGCUGGAAGGCAGGAGCGAGGAUCCCCAACUGGCGGAGCUGGGAUUGCAGAGAACGCAGAGGAUCAGCUGUUCCGAUCAGUGGAGGGCCAGGCUGCCUCUGAUGAGGAGGAGGAGAAGUGGGCAGACCAGCCAUCCCAGGUGGGCCCCAUGAAGAAAGCCCUGGCCAAGCUCCCUUGCUGCAGCAGUGGAUGUGAUGAAAAACCGUGGCCAAAGCCAAUGCCUUCCUUGGAGCCCAGCAACACUGAUGGCCAUGGCACAGCCCCUGGGGAGCUGGCAGAGAGGAGCUCACAGCUAACUGAUCAGCUUGGGCCUAAAGGGCAUGAAGUGAAGAAACUGGAAGCAAAGAUGGAAGAGAUAAAAGGCCCAUUGGUAGGUGAGCUGCAGCAGAAGGCAGAGGAGACUGAAGUGCUGAAGAUGGAGCUGCAGAUGUUGGAGACUGAGAGAGUCAGGCUGUCACUGGUGGAAGAAAAGCUCAUGGAUGUUUUACAGCUUCUCCAGCAACUUCGAGCCUUGAACAUAUCUAAGCGAGCCUUGGGGAAAAUCCUGCUGAGCACUUUGGAAUCCUGCCGAGACCCCCAACCUGGAAAAGCCCACCUAGUUGAAGUCCUAGAUACCCUUUACCAGGAGCUGACAGCCUGUGAACUCUUACAAAGCCAGCCUCUGGGGAAGGCGCAGGGUCGCCAGUCCUUGGCCAACCCUCUGGUCAUCUCGUGCUGA